AUGGAUCAGUGCUUGAAGCGACGCCGAAGGGGCAAGAAAAAACUAAAGAGGGGAUUGGACAAGUUGCUGCAGGACCUGAAGCCCACUUUCAAGGCACUCGACAGCUGUACACAUUGGGCCUACGAUCAGCAGCUAUAUAUUCUAUUGUCGCUGUUGACAUUCAUCAAGGACUCGCGGUGUGUGAUUAAACGUUGCACGAAGCCGGAUCGUCAGGAGUUUCGACGCUCUGCUCUGGCCACUGCCGUGGGAUUGCUCAUCAUGGGUUUUCUCGGCUUUGUUAUCAAACUGAUGCACAUACCCAUCACUAACCGGGGGUUGUUGAAGAGUGUAGUGCAGUGCAAACGCUAUCGUCGCAUUCAUGUUCCGGAUAGUGAGCUGUUAUCGAAUAGUGCUCAGACGUAA
Drosophila grimshawi is the source of this 402-nucleotide messenger RNA. RefSeq lists its product as uncharacterized. NCBI's taxonomy places the organism in Eukaryota, Metazoa, Arthropoda, Insecta, Diptera, Drosophilidae. The coding region runs from base 1 to 402 and encodes 133 amino acids. Gene Ontology annotation, cellular component: membrane; Ssh1 translocon complex. Gene Ontology annotation, biological process: post-translational protein targeting to membrane, translocation; protein targeting. Gene Ontology annotation, molecular function: transmembrane protein transporter activity. The record is from RefSeq and is a predicted model, not a curated record. The transcript is spliced from 3 exons.